This is a messenger RNA of Falco peregrinus (peregrine falcon), 951 nucleotides long. It is a transcript of the gene HPGDS, whose product is annotated as hematopoietic prostaglandin D synthase. The transcript is spliced from 6 exons. The record is from RefSeq and is a predicted model, not a curated record. NCBI's taxonomy places the organism in Eukaryota, Metazoa, Chordata, Aves, Falconiformes, Falconidae. Gene Ontology annotation, biological process: glutathione metabolic process. The coding region runs from base 57 to 656 and encodes 199 amino acids. Gene Ontology annotation, molecular function: glutathione transferase activity.
CAGGACUCCUGUGCACUGAGGAAGGGACCACGUAUCACUGCACCAGCGGAUCCAGCAUGCCACAGUACAAGCUGACAUACUUCAAUCUGCGAGGACGAGCAGAAAUCAGCCGCUACCUGUUUGCCUAUUCAGGCAAGAAGUAUGAAGAUUACAGAAUAGAAGCAGCAGACUGGCCCAAAAUCAAACCGACUAUCCCAUUUGGAAAAAUCCCCAUUUUGGAAGUAGACGGAGUUACCAUUCACCAGAGUCUAGCGAUAGCAAGAUACCUUGCCAGAGAAUCAGGUCUGGCAGGUCAGACACCUGUGGAACAGGCGCUAGCUGAUGCUAUUGUGGACACCAUAGAUGACUUCAUGACACUCUUCCCUUGGGCUGAGAAAAACCAGGAUGUGAGAAAAAAAGCAUUUGAUGAUAUCCUCACCAACAAAGCACCCGAGUUACUGAAAGAUUUGGAUACUUUCUUGGGGGAUAACAACUGGCUGGUAGGGAAGUCUGUAACAUGGGCCGAUUUCUACUGGGAUGUGUGCAGUACUACACUUCUGUCCUGUAAACCUGACCUGGCAGACAACUACCCCAGGCUUUUGGCUCUCAGAGACAGAGUGCAAGCACUUCCAGCUAUUGCAGCAUGGAUCCAGAAAAGACCAAAGACUAUAAUGUAGAUCAGCUGUUCAGACUGGAAAAAACAAAUGCAUGUUUAGUUUUCAACAUAAGCACCCUAAGUUAUUAAUUUUAGAAUCAUUUAAAUUAAUUUCAGAUGGGUAUGCUAUACAAACUCAAUAUCUGCCAUAGGAGAAAAACUAAAAAUCUGAUUUAGUAGGGUAGAGCCUGAAGGAGAGGUGUGGUUUCAGCCACAUUUCCCCCCUCACAACUAAUAAAGUGCUUGAUCAACCUAAUUAAUGUUCUGUGGGCUCUCAAAAGGAGAAGAGAUGAAUAAAGCUUCCUGCAGAGAUGUAA